AUGGUGGUCCCCAAAGGUUCAAAUGUUGUGAAAAUCGAAAACAUCCCGUAUGGUGUUAAUGAAGAAACCCUGAAGGGUGUCUUCCAAAAAGUUGGACCGGUGGCGUCUUUUCGCAUUGCGUUUGAUAAAGAAGGUGGACCGGAAGCUACCGGAUAUGGAUUUUGUGAAUAUUACGAUUCACCGACCGCAACGAAUGCGAUGCAAAAUUUUAAUGACCUCGAAAUCGAUGAUCGAAGGUUAAAAGUUCACGUCAUGAACUGCGUUGACCCGCCAUCUGCGUUAUCCGAGAGUCGCUCAGAGGACGAAGGCGGAUCGAUUUUUUCGCAAGCACCGCGCAAUCCUGAAAUGUCAAAGGAAACUUUGAAACAAACUCCCGUUGAAUCCAUUACAUCUAAAACAGGAAUGAACGGAUUGCAGCUCAUCGAUGCUUUAAUUACUCUAAAGAUGCUAUUUGAAAGGAGUGAAGCACAAGCUAAAGAAUUAUUAAAUAGUAAUCCUCGGCUAUCUCAUGACAUGUUCGUAACACUGUUGGAGCAUAAUCUCGUUGAAAAAGAAUUAUUGCAGCGGGUGAACACUUUCGCUUCUCAAAAAGCAAACAUUGCUACAACUCCUUUUUUAUCUCUGAACGCCAAUGCCCAUGGCAAUAUCAAUUCAAACGGCCUGCUUGCACAGCAACAGGAUACAUUGUAUAGACCAAGUUUGCAACUGACCCAACAAACGAUGCAUUAUCAACCUACUUUGAGUCAUUUCCAACAAAACUCUCUGCAAAUUCCCGUACAACAAACUCCAAAUUUGUUUUCUUUUCAACAAUAUCCCUUGCAAGUCCCUACACAACAAUCACAUAGUCGGCUUUCCAUUCAACAUCCUCAGCACGAUGCAAUAACGAAUGUUGGAAAUACUUUGGACACUUGUAAUUUUGGUGAAAGGAACGCAGGAAUCACUGCCGAUUCACAGAUUCGGGAACAAAAUGCGGCGUUGAUUCUUAAAAUUCUAAACCUUACGCAACAACAAAUUGAUUUGUUUCCUCCCGAAGAACGUAAUCGCAUAAUUCAAUUGGCAAAAACAUCAAAUCCUCCUUCAAACGAGGAGAUAAGACGGAUGUAA
This is a messenger RNA of Acaulospora morrowiae, 1104 nucleotides long. Lineage: Eukaryota; Fungi; Glomeromycota; Glomeromycetes; Diversisporales; Acaulosporaceae. The record is from the annotation of a GenBank genome assembly.